Molecule: messenger RNA, 1956 nt
Organism: Symbiodinium pilosum
Lineage: Eukaryota; Dinophyceae; Suessiales; Symbiodiniaceae
Source: the annotation of a GenBank genome assembly
AUGGCUUCUGCAGAUGUGGCACAGCGUGAUUUCCACUUCGACUCUGGAGAUCAUGACAUGCGAGGCUGCUUCACAUUCGUCAGCGCUCUUAUGAGCCUUCUCAAUGGCCUGGCAUCGCUGGAGAACAAUCAGCUUGAUAUCGUGCUGCAACGCGUGCGCAAUGCAGAUGAGGAGCUCACCAAAGACUGCGACUGGCCUGGGAAAACUGUCUUGCGAGGUCUUUGCAACCUGGUGGCUGGCGUUGUUGAGAUCAUGCAGGGUAUGCCUUCCAGGGGUGUAUGGCAUGUGCUUCGAUCCUGGCUUUGGCUAAGAAACUUGGAAGUGGAGGCCUUGAAUUACGAGGGCUAUGAGCGCUGUUGCGUGAGAUCAACGGCGCUGCUGGCUUUAGGAGUUUUCAACUUGUUUGUGUCAAUGUUGCCCCCAACAGCAAUGAAAGCAGCCGGGUGGGCAACCGGCUUUGCCGGUGGCCGCGACGUUGCUUUAGCUCAACUCCAGUCGUGUUGGGAGGAGGGUGGCAUCCAGGCGCCGUUUGCUGGCCUGGUGCUUAUCGGCUUCUCCGUGGAUGUCUCCUCCUUCUUGGGGGAGCUGCGUGCCGAGCGCGCGAAACGGCACACGACUGCACGCUCCAUUCUGGACUGGGCGAAGAAGAACUAUCCGGAUGCCUUCUUCUUCAAGGGACUGGAGAGCGGCUAUCUGGCGGCUACUCAAGAUUUGGAAGGUGCGAUUGCAGAACUGGAAGAGAUUAGAGCCUCCGUCCAAAAUCUCCCUGCCUUCCUCUUUCUGGUGAAUGUCCGACGAGCGACGUUCUUGCUUAGCCUCUUCCGAUGGAAAGAUGCGGGCGACGCAUUUUCGGACGCGGUUCAGGUUUACCGAUCCGUCGGGAGGCGAGCGCUGUGCCCAUCAUUGUCCUUGAAUUCACACCUUUGCUAUCUGCGUGCUGAUUGUGCGGAACGUGCAGCAGAGAUGUUGGCUCUGUGUCGCUCCUAUCGUGAGGAGAAGAAGAAGUGGUCGCCUUUGGACCGAGUGUCGCUACGACAAGCCGAAACUGCACACCGCUACGCGCAGGCUGCCUCUGCCAGCAGCCCUGCUGAUGCUGACGCAGGUCCUGCCCGGGCUGACGAGGGCCAGGAAGAUGGUGAGGAGGCAUCUGACUCCUACCAGCUGGGCGAGCAGAAGUGGCGGCCUAUGCUGUUGCUUUAUCUGAAGAUCUCCUGUGUGUACCGUGGCGUGAAUUUCAUGCAGCACGCAGCAGCCCAGGAGUUCCUUCAGAUGGUGCAAGACGAGGCAAGGAACCACGAAGACGCAGACGGCCAGUGUAUGGCCUUCUGCAUCCAAGCGGAGGCAAUGCGCCAGUCGGAAAACUGGGACGAAGCCCUGCGCCUCGCCGGUGAGGGCAUCGCCUUGCAACCUCAGCUCUCACCGGCGGGGGUGAAGACAGGCUGCCUCCACUUUUGCCACCUGGUCCUCGCCUACUCGCAAUAUGCCCUGGGCCGACCGAGCUUAGCGCAAGAGGCGCUGACAAAGUUGUCCUCCCUGAGCGUGAGCGACCACUUUUUCCAGAAGCAGGUGGAGUUUAAGGCAACUCACCUUCGCUUCCUUGUUGGGGCCGAGUUUGAGGAGAGCUACCGAGAGAUAUCGGUCGCAGCGAGAAGCAAAGUGCGGCUUGUGGUGGAUGUCGAAGAAGGCACGUCUGUGCAGUGGGAUUUUAUCCUCAACGGUUUCACCAUCGACUUUGUUGCAAUUUUCACGCCGAAGAAAGAAGGCGUCGAGUCGCAGGAGCUUCAACGUGUGGAGCAGCACCAGGCCCAGGACGGCCCUUGCGAGGGAUCCUCCGGGACCCUGGAAGCAGGCAGCCUCGAGCUGGUCUUUUCAAACAGCUUCAGCAUGCUGAGGGGGAAGAGCUUGCAAUGCCGGGUGCAGCCUGAGAGUUUGACCAUCCGCGAGGAGGCUUGCUGA